CUCCCCGCUCUCCCGCGCCUUCUUUCCCAUCCUCCCUUCCGCGCACUCCACCCUGUCUCCGCGCUCCUCGCUUUCCCUGCGCCGCACCCCUAUCCCGCGUUUCACCCUCUCCCCGCGCCCUGGUCCCGCCCCGCACCCCCCUCCUCCGCACUCUUGACCGGUGGUGGCGGCACCGACCAAACCCCUCGCUGACCAGGGCCGCAGGCCGAGCGGGCUGGGUGGUUGUUCCCUGGUGUGAACUCGUAGUCAGCUGGGUUGGGGGCUGUGUCAACCCUAGGCUCUGCGGCCAUGAAGGUGAAGAUUAAGUGCUGGAAUGGUGUGGCCACUUGGCUCUGGGUGGCCAACGACGAGAACUGUGGCAUCUGCCGGAUGGCCUUUAAUGGCUGCUGCCCGGACUGCAAGGUGCCGGGCGACGACUGCCCGCUGGUGUGGGGCCAGUGCUCCCACUGCUUCCACAUGCACUGCAUCCUGAAGUGGCUGAACGCGCAGCAGGUGCAGCAGCACUGUCCCAUGUGCCGCCAGGAGUGGAAGUUCAAGGAGUGAGGCGCCCAAGCCCCGGCCGCGGACUGGCCGGCCACACUCUCCCCUGGCGACAGCCCCCUCUGGGCCGCGACAGGGUUGACACGAGGACUGGAGCUGCGUUUGUUUUCCUUCAGAUGGUGACGCUUUCAUCCAAUAAGUAGAGCUCAU
Messenger RNA from Ailuropoda melanoleuca (giant panda), 690 nucleotides. RefSeq names its product anaphase promoting complex subunit 11 (gene ANAPC11). The transcript is spliced from 3 exons. The coding region runs from base 289 to 543 and encodes 84 amino acids. Gene Ontology annotation, cellular component: anaphase-promoting complex. NCBI's taxonomy places the organism in Eukaryota, Metazoa, Chordata, Mammalia, Carnivora, Ursidae. Gene Ontology annotation, molecular function: cullin family protein binding; zinc ion binding; ubiquitin protein ligase activity. The record is from RefSeq and is a predicted model, not a curated record. Gene Ontology annotation, biological process: anaphase-promoting complex-dependent catabolic process.